Molecule: messenger RNA, 246 nt
Organism: Pseudozyma hubeiensis SY62
Lineage: Eukaryota; Fungi; Basidiomycota; Ustilaginomycetes; Ustilaginales; Ustilaginaceae
Exons: 1
Coding region: 1-246 (81 amino acids)
Source: RefSeq, a predicted model, not a curated record
AUGUCGACCUGGUCCGUCGACGAUGCGGAGAGCUACGUAGAAGAAGAAAAAGACCAGAAGCCUCGAAAUGAAUGGCACAGGGUUGAGGACAGCAAAUCAGGCGCUAACAAAAUCGGAAACGCAUUCGACAAGGGUGAUCGGAGCGGUUCGGCGACAAGAAGGAUGGAUGGAGGAUGGAUGGUGGACCGGACGGAUGAUGGACGAUGGAUGAAUCUGACGACAGACAAGCGAACAAUUUCGAUAUGA